AUGUCAAAGCCGAUGGAUUUCUCGUUCUGCGCCAAGCUGCCCGCCUACCAAACAACCCGCCACUGCUGCGGACUCGUCAGAAUCCGGGUAAAUCGCAAUAUUGUCAUGAAAAAAAAAUGUUGUUUCGCUUCAGACGCUAUAUUUGACGCUCACCCCGCUCGUGAUCGUUCAACUCGUGCUCCUACUCGUUUUCUGUUUUCUUCCCGACCUUUUCGUUGUCAAUUUCACAAAUUCUGCCACGUGGAAUCAGGGAAACGUGUUCGUCGGCUCCAUCGUUUUGUGCUCCGUUUGGCUCAUUUCCCUUGUCAUUUCCGUGAUCGGAUGCUUCAAAAAGCGGCCAUUUUUACACUGGGCACUCUUGAUUUGCGAGGUUUUCACAAUUUUUAAGGGGAAAUGCCGAAAUUUCUGAAAAGUCGAUUUUCAGAUCGCAUUUUCCGUGUUCUGCCUCGUCAUCGUCUCGCUGUGCCUCUGGAAUCUUCCCCAACGGACACGGCUUCUUCUGAUGCGACUCUGCGCCUCCGCUGCCCUUUUUUCCUUUCAUUCCUACUACACUUUUGUCGUUUUUUCGCUCUAUUCGGACGUCAAAGCGAGACGGAAGACGGAGGCGUUCGUCGCCCGGCAAAUGAUGAUCGACGAGGUGUGCGAGGAGAUGCUGUGGGAGGAAAUGGAGGAGGCCGAGCGGAUGCACACGUUAGUUUGGUUGAAAAUUUGAAAUUUGCGCCGAAAAAAUUUCGAAAAUUCAAUUUUCCCACCAAAAGUCAGCCUUACGGCUGAGAAACUUUUUCCCAAACCAGGCCACUCCCACUCGCUUGUCGCGAACUGCCUGCUCUCAACUCAAAACACCUAUGCCCAAAAAAACACAGAAAAAUUAAAAUUUCGUUGGUCCGAGUCGAAUAGAGUGCACUUGCAGCAGCCACCACCACAACGGACGCGGCCACUACCUGGACUACUCGUCCUUCUCCGAACCGUCCGUCUCGUCGUUCGAAAUGCGAAAUCUGAGUUCGCAGUAUUCGAGUAUUCCUCUUCGUCAAAUGGCUCAGCCCGUCUUCUCGCCAAACGCCACGUUUUCGUACGGAUCCGGACCGGACGGAAUGCGUGGGCGUUCCGUCGUUUUUCUCAAUGAUUCUUACUGA
Molecule: messenger RNA, 1133 nt
Organism: Caenorhabditis sp. 36 PRJEB53466
Lineage: Eukaryota; Metazoa; Nematoda; Chromadorea; Rhabditida; Rhabditidae
Source: the annotation of a GenBank genome assembly